Messenger RNA from Cyprinodon variegatus (sheepshead minnow), 2284 nucleotides. RefSeq names its product chromosome unknown open reading frame, human C5orf22 (gene cunh5orf22). Bases 47 to 1504 code for a protein of 485 amino acids. Lineage: Eukaryota; Metazoa; Chordata; Actinopteri; Cyprinodontiformes; Cyprinodontidae. The record is from RefSeq and is a predicted model, not a curated record. The transcript has 11 exons.
UCGCGGUGCUUUCCUGUUAGCUCCGCUCAGAUCAGAAACCUCCGGGAUGUUCUCCCUGCUGCGGAAAAGGUCCUACGAGAAGCUGCCUGUGCGGAUAGUGGAGGAUCACCAUCAUGUGGUUUAUCACAUCUACAGAGCCGUCGCAUCAAGACAUCUGCCUCUCAGUAACAUCAAGAUGCUCCAUCUGGACUCCCACCCUGACCUGCUCAUCCCCGUCAACAUGCCUGCUGACACGGUGUUCGAUAAGGAGAAGCUCCUCAGCGAGCUGAGUAUAGAGAACUGGAUCCUGCCCAUGGUGUAUGCGGGUCAUUUAGGCCACGUGGCGUGGCUUCACCCUUACUGGGCUCAGCAGAUCAAAGAAGGAGAGCACAUGUUCAACGUCGGCCGAGACUCGUCCACCAACACCAUCAGGGUGACCAGUUCUGACAACUACUUCCUUAGUGACGGUCUGUAUGUUUGUGAUGAGCAGCUGCAGGACUCAAAGCUUCUCAGACUAAACGUAGUCGGAGUUCAUCCUGUCCAACCAGCUCCAGAGCUUGACACAAAGAACGAGUCGCUGAGCAAAAAGCUUCGGACGGAUCUGAGUGAGGAUGGGCAACUCUCCUCAGCAGCAACUUCCACAUUGUUGCCAGAAGAGGGCAGCAGCUGCCAGGAAGGGCUGAGCAGCAAUGGAACCCACCGUGUAGAUGAAGGACAAACCAGUUCUGUUGUUGGGAGAUUAACUACAUUUCUUGGUGAAGCCAAUCUAUACAUCCUGGACAUUGAUCUAGAUUUCUUCUCCUGUAAAAACCCAUUUAAAGAAAUGUACACUCAGGAGGAGUUUUCCCUUCUGAAGGAGCUGUACGCCUUCAGAGAACCCAGCGUUGGUGCUGAUGAGGCGGAGCUGGAGGACUGUGUUGACCGUCGUAUUCGUCAGUUAGAAGACCUGGAGGCAGCGUUUGCUGAUCUGCUGGAAGACGAUGGAGAAGAGAUGGUUGCUCGAUGGGCAGCGAAGCCGGGGAUGUCCUCCUUAACUCAGCUGGUCUCCUGUUUGAAGGCAAGAAAUUCUUCACCUGACUAUGAGAUGGUUCACCAGGCAGGACUCACCUGUGACUCGAUGGAGCUGCCGCAUCAUAUCAGCACAGAGGAGGAGAUCGAUGGACUGAUCUCUGCCGUGCAGCAGGUCCUCAGGCGUCUGCCGUCACCCACACUGGUCACCAUGUCCAGGUCCAGUCUGGAUGAAUACUGCCCAGCUGAGCAGGUGGACUCGGUCCAGGAACGGGUUCUGGCUGUUCUGGAGGGUCUGUAUGGUGACCUGGAUGUGCAGAAAGACUAUGAAAGCAGCGAAGACGCUGAGGACUGCCAGCCAAGGACAUCUGAAAGCAGCAAAGACGCUGAGGACUGCCAGCCAAGGACAUCUGAAAGCAGCAAAGACGCUGAGGACUGCCAGCCAAGGACAUCUGAAAGCAGCUCACAGAACGACGCAUCUUUUAGAGAUGGCAGUGGUUUAGCAGCUCCAACAUAACUGGGUCAGAACCUGGUACCAUGAACUAUUGGUGUUCACUUCAGCCUUUCUUUGGUCAAACUAGCCAACUGAUAAAGGAAGUUUGUUUUAACAGAUUCAGUGUCAUUUUCUCUGAUUUACCGACAGUCUGCUGUAAAUAAAUGUAGUUUUAAGAAUCCAUCCAGUAUAACCCUAAAGCAGGAACCACCAGUCUGGGAGGUCCAAUACAACAGCAACACAAAGUUAUCUGAUAUUUAAGAUCUCUGACAAUUUCAACAAUUUUGUCUUAAUAUUCAAGAUAGAUGGGAUGAUGGACAUGAAAUGGAAAUGUGGCUUUUAACAGGUGGAGCAGCACGUUGAUCCAAAUAUGGCCUUAGAUAACUAUCAAUACAAACACAUGGGUAGCUGUUAAAUUGUUUAGUGUAAGUAGAUAAACGUCAAUUUAAGAUUUGUAUUUUUCCUCCCUCGUUUGGUUAGCAACACACCACAUCACAUGGUUAACUCACAAGGCUUCUCCAACCAAUGAGACCAUGGUCUCAUGUGAUGUCAUGGAUGUUAAAAUCUCCCACUAUGAUGACCCUGUCAGUAUUUAAUACCAAAUCAGAAAGGAACUCUGAAAACUCAUCUAAACAUUCAGAGUAAGGACCUGGUGGACGAUACAAAGUUACAAAAAGAAGAGGUUUUCUGGCUUUGAAAUUUGGAUCAGGGAAAUUAAGGGUUAAAUGUUCAAAGAGUUGUAGGUAUUAACUGUUUUGGGAGUAAUCAGUAAGUCAGACUGGAAGAUUGUUGCUACUCCUCCUC